AUGUCAGAUCCGAAUCCGUGGCCCAGCAAGUUUCAGCGCCAAUUGGACCUGGCCAACAAGCAAAUCUCCAUUGUCUCAUGGGGCAUCGACUUCCGCUACCGCGUUGGGUCAGGUUACAAGCUGGGGCGUGAAUGCGUGCCAUACAAAUUGAUCCAAGAGUUUGGUGAUGCUGCAAUUAUCCAAUCGGAUGUGAGGUCAACGUGGAAAUCAGACCCCAAUGGCCAGUACACUUUGGAGGAGAUGUGCCAGUCCGAUGAAUGCAAGGAACUACUGGGUCAGCUCCAAAGGCAGGCAUCGCUCUAUGACAGUUGCCUCUUGCCUUGCGUGGAUGCUGGAUUGAUCCAAUGCAUUGGAGGGGCCGUCUCCCACAAUGAGGUGGAGGACUUGGGUGUUGCAAUCCAGAACUACCUAGAGGAUACCCGGCUGUAUUGGCUAGAGGAUUUGCGGGCAGCCAAUGCAGACCUUGAACAGUGCCUUAAAGCCACACCCAAGCAGACUCAGAAGAAGGAUGACGGACCUGAUGAGUGGGUACCAUGGAUGCACUUGCCAUGGAUGCAUUUGCCAUGGAUGCACAUCAUUUUCACGAAUGCGCAGUUGUUGCCACUGGACAUCCCUCAGGUGAGGCAGCAGCUGCGACAGGAAGCAUGUCUGAACCUGGCCAUGUACAAUGACGAGGGCAGGGACUAUGCAAAAAAUCAAGCGACGAAACUGGGCCGACCCUUUGCUUAA
Messenger RNA from Cladocopium goreaui, 729 nucleotides. NCBI's taxonomy places the organism in Eukaryota, Dinophyceae, Suessiales, Symbiodiniaceae. The record is from the annotation of a GenBank genome assembly.